CAAGCAUGCGACCUUCGAUUUACGGCUUAAUGUAAUGUGGUCCUUGCAGGAACCCCAUUCAUGGCACGACUUUCGGAACAACUGCGUUACUUCGUAAACAAGAAGGUUACCGAGGAUGCUGAUUGGCAAGGCGUGGAUAUCAUUCUGUCGGGCCACGAAGUCCCCGGCGAAGGGGAACACAAAAUCAUGGAAUACAUUCGGUUGUCAAAGGCUCAACCUGGGUAUAAUCCUAACACGAGGCAUUGUCUAUAUGGACUGGAUGCAGACCUGAUUAUGCUUGGCCUACUGAGCCAUGAUCCUCAUUUCUGUUUGUUGAGGGAAGAAGUCAAAUUUGGUCGAAUGAGAGAGAAGAAAACCACGAAGUACGCACAUUAUGCCUCCUCCGAGAAUACCUUGACCUCGAAUUUCGAUCAGUGGCACAGGAUUUACCCUUUGAGUAUAAUCUCGAACGGAUCAUCGAUGAUUUCGUUCUCUUGGCAGUAUUCGUUGGGAACGACUUCGUUCCUCAUCUCCCCGAUCUUCAUAUCCAAGAUAAUGCCUUGCAUGCCCUCUUUGAGAUUUACAAAGAGAUUCUCCCAAAAGCUGGUGCAUACAUUAACAAUUCAGGUGUUAUCAAUACCAAGACACUCCAAAUGGUGCUCGAUCGUCUCGCCGAGAGCGAGACCGAGGUGUUCUAUAAGGAGACCUCUGAUGCUAACUGGAUGCAAUCCAAGAGAUCACGGGGGCAAGAAACGCCCAAAGUAACUCAGGGUGCGUUGGUCCUAAAAAUCCCAGUGUUGCUUAUCUC
Messenger RNA from Cantharellus anzutake, 787 nucleotides. Its product is annotated as XRN 5'-3' exonuclease N-terminus-domain-containing protein. The transcript is spliced from 2 exons. The record is from RefSeq and is a predicted model, not a curated record. Lineage: Eukaryota; Fungi; Basidiomycota; Agaricomycetes; Cantharellales; Hydnaceae. Gene Ontology annotation, cellular component: nucleus. Gene Ontology annotation, biological process: nuclear-transcribed mRNA catabolic process; rRNA catabolic process. Bases 61 to 744 code for a protein of 227 amino acids. Gene Ontology annotation, molecular function: RNA binding; 5'-3' RNA exonuclease activity.